UUAAUUUAGUUUUUCCUCCCUCGAUACUGCAGUAGUGCACAUUCAGAAUGGCCUGUACGCUAUCUAUCAAGAGUGAUGCGAGCCUUUUUCUUCUCUUCUGAAUGAUGGAGCGUCCAAAAGUCUUGAGAGCAAGUCCGCACAUAUAUAUAGUUGAUGGAGUACAAUUGUAAGUCGUACUAGCUAGCUAGUUAGUACUUAGUAGCUUAUUAUUAGCACGUCUGAAUCUGACCUGCCAGUGCCAGGCUUAUAUACACUACAUACAUACACCUUAACUUGCUUAUUUCUUUGGAGUCCCUUCCUUCCUUCCUUACUUAUUGUUAGUUGUUGUGUUGGCGGCCCCUUGCUCUGCUCUGCUCUCCUCUCUGCUUCUCUUGUCACUGAGUGAGGGAGCCUAGCAAAGCAAAAGGAGCCUUCCCUUCCAUACUUGCUUCCUUGGCCUCUUUCUCUCUAUCUGCAGUACGUGCAAUAAUCACACUUGCAUACUUCAUCCAGCUUCAAUUCCUUUGAGCAACUAGAGGAAGCUAGAAGAAGAUAGCACAUAGGUGGAGUAGUGGAGUGCAAAUCAAAAAUGUCGAUCAAGUACUGCGACCAGCACAAGGACUGCGAGCGGCAGCGUCUUUACCGGCGGUUCUGCGCGGCGCUGGUGGGCAUCAUCCUGCUGCUCCUCCUCAUCGUGCUGAUCGUGUGGCUCGUCCUCCGCCCCACCAAGCCCCGCUUCUUCCUCAACGACGUGAGCAUCGUGUGCAUCAACGUCAGCUCCGCCUCCUACCUCACCGUCACCAUGCAGGCCACGCUCGCCUCCCGCAACACCAACGACCGCGUCGGCAUCUACUACGACCGCGCCGACGUGUACGCCGAGUACCGCGCCAUGCAGAUCACCGUGCCCACCUCGCUGCCGCCCUUCUUCCAGCCGCCCAACGACGCCACCGUCUGGGCGCCCUUCCUCUCCGCGUCCAACGUCCCGCUCCCGGCCUACCUCGCCACCGCGCUCACCCAGGACGAGACGGCCGGCUACCUCCUCGUCACCAUCCGCGUCGACGGGUGGAUCCGCUGGAAGGCUGGGGCCUUCAUCACCAGCCACUACCACCUCAGGGUCCGCUGCCCUGCGCUGCUCACCGUCAACGAUGGACAGGGAAGCUACGGAUCCAACGCCGGUGGCGGGCUCGGAUACUUCAAGUUCCAGCGCGCAGCACCCUGCAUCGUCGACGUUUGAUUCAACUGCUUAUUCGUUCUCUCAGUUUCUCAUCAGUUAUACUACAUAUAUAUUAGCACGCAUCAUCACUUCACACUCCCACCCUCUUCUACUACUAAUAUAUAUGUACACCAUCGUGUCUCUCGUCAUCCAUCGAUGCAAAUGCAAGCGCCCGGUCCAAAAUCCCAUUCCGAGUCGUUUGUUGGAGCUUCAGUACUCUUCCAAUCCGGGCUGAUGAACUGAAGAUGCUCUUUUUCGUAAUAAAUAAGAAGAUCAGAUAUAUACAUGAGCUAGCUACACUAGUUUAUUUGUAGACAACCAAUGAAAUAAUUUGACCCUAUAUAUGUAAGUUUUUUGUUUGUUGUUUGUUGGGUUUUUUUUUAUUUUGUUUGUGUGGAUGGGAAUUGGGAAAAGAUGAUGAGGAGCGGUGGUAUGUACCUAUAGAGGAUGCAUAUGGAUGGAUAUAUGAAUGAAAGGGCUGGCCGGGAAACCUCAGCUACCUUUGAGUGACAUCUACUUCUGCCUAACUCUAUGUUGAGUGUAGAUGGACAGGGAUUACUUCACUUUUGUAAUCAGUGAAAUUCAGAGGGACAAAUCCAGAAAAUAUGCAUGUGUCUACAUGUUCCGUAAGUUGCUGUUGUAAAUAUACUUUUCAUUCAUGCAUAGUAUGAUCAAAUAGUUGUUGUCCAUCAUAUUUGAUUAACUCAAUUAUGUACUCCCCUGAUCUGACAUAUGUAUUAGUGUUCCUUCUAAUCUAUUACUAUA
This is a messenger RNA of Sorghum bicolor (sorghum), 1957 nucleotides long. Its product is annotated as NDR1/HIN1-like protein 1. NCBI's taxonomy places the organism in Eukaryota, Viridiplantae, Streptophyta, Magnoliopsida, Poales, Poaceae. The coding region runs from base 569 to 1213 and encodes 214 amino acids. Gene Ontology annotation, biological process: defense response to other organism. The record is from RefSeq and is a predicted model, not a curated record. The transcript has a single exon.